AUGGCGCCUUACAGGGUCGUUCUAAUCCUGCCAGAAGGCGAUAGGCUAGACCUUGAGCUACAGCUUGAUGGCGAACAUCCUGCAGGCAUACUUGCACGAGCUGCUCUAGAGCGCAUUCCACAAGAUCGCACACUACCAUCAACCGUCAAUCUACGAGACUUGAGACUUACAGUCGGGUCUUCAGAUGGUCUUAUGAUCGAUCCUGCAGACACCUUGGACGACGUCCUCCCUCCUUCGGAAGUCCUGUUCAUUGACGCGACUAAAUUGUCCUCAGUACACUCCCUCUUCGAUUCAAACAAUGAAUCAUUAAGAAUCAGGAUCCUAACACCCAAUACGGCACCAAAUUACCACGAUGAUUUCCCGGGUGCCUUUCUGAAGGAGGGCCAUCAAUACAAAUUGUCAACCACGCUCGAAGAGAUUGAAUCCGACGUCCGUCAACACAUUGGUAUGCCUGAUCGACCAUCUAAGGGGGAGAACGACAAUGACUCUAAAGAAGACAACCCCUUUGGAAGCCUAUCUGUCACCCGACUCGAUCUACACACCUUUGAAGGACCCAUCAAUACACAAAAUUCGAGCCUCACAUUGAAAUCCUCCAAAUUGGAUAAACUUGCCAGCCAAGGAAUCCUGACAUUGUUCGCUGUCGAGCGGAGAUGCACAGACGAGUGCGAGAGAACGGAGGGUCAUGAUUCAAUGUUCAGCGCUGGUCCGCACUGGGAGCUACCGCCGGGAGGGUCAACUGAACGCGCAAUGGCAACGACCUUGGCAUCUCUGCGCCUCUUCACUCAUAUCAUCGCGUCUGAUGACUUUGACGACUUUGACCACCACGAAGUCCUUCGCACCGUUCAUAACAUGACACGCUUCGCUCCUGCAGUCCGUGCAGUUCACAUUUUGAUGGACGGCAAGACACUUCGAUGCAACGAAAGCGCAGCUCUCGUCCAGAGUCUUGCGGCCGUUGCAGAAAAUGUUAUGCCUUUUCAUCCGGAAUUGCCUAACGAAGGCCGAAUCUUGGAAUGUGCUAGAUUGCUCCUUGGCCUAGUCCUCACAAUCGCCGGACAUCAGGCGGAGAUUCGGGAAGACUUCGAAGAUUCAACCGGGAUACAAACAACAUUGCCAUACCUCACCGCUUAUCGCACUGUCGAUCUGCGUGAUGCCAAAACACAGGAGCCAUUGACAGACCCUGUUUCGACCAAUCUCGGCAUUGUCAACCGAUCUAUCUUCGACGUACUUUCAUCCUCAGGCGAUCAUGUCGAAAGCCCAGCGUGCUAUCUGCUAGACGGCAGCGUGGAAGACGAUGAACGCAUACGAUUUGCUCUGCUGUAUGGCGGAGUGAGCCUCGAGGCUUCAUAUUAUCAAGCAGAAGAUCUCCUAUUAGCAUUGCGUGAUGACGAUGAACGAACCAUUGGUACCCCACCUCACCUCCAUCCACACCACCUCACAGGGGAUAAUGGCAUCCUUACACUCGAGUGCGAACGCAUUGGGUUCGUCGUGGUACACCCUGAUCAGCUCUCCUUGGCCGAACUUCCAUGCCUCACGCUUGACGGCCAUGGGAGGAUGGCCGUUUGCACUAGAAGAACUGCCACUGUGCCCCUGAGCCAACGCAAUGUCAUUUUCCAUCCAUUGACAGGGAUUGAAGAAAAUGUUGAUAUUCACAAUGUGGUUCAGUCACUUGAACCAAUUCUUCUAGGAAUGAGACGUGAGAGCACUUGGAUGUUUGAUUGUCCCACCGACGCUUUCACACGCAGAGACACGACUCCUGCAGAACUACUUAUGUUUUGUGUCGACUGCAGUUACAGCAUGAACAAUCCGCCCAGGUUCACAGCCACCGACGAUGGCACCGCUACUGAACGUUCUGAUGGUGAUAAGAUCCACCUCCUUUCCCAUCGUGAAGACUACACGACAGUCGACCUGGAUUACAUGAAGGAAUUCCUGUGCAAACAUGAGGCUUACGAUGACAUUCUUCAUAUCAUUCACCACUCUCCUGAGCAUCAGUCAAGAACAGUCGCACGAGAAAUCAUUGAUUUCAUACGGACACACACUGAUCGCCAUCUCACAUCCUUCUCCGAGUCACUUAGAAAGACCAGCGACAGUGCUUCGACCACAGAUCCUGCGUCCGUCUCAUUAAUACAAGUUAAGAUGAAUAUCCUCCACAAGACGUUUGAAGGAUUGAACAUUCAUCAAGAUGCUUUGAUUGAUUCCUUACUUUUCUCUGCGAAAGAUCCCAGCUUUGAACCAUCAGACUUUCGCUGGUCAAUCGGUGAGGGAGUCCCGCGCAAUUCCAAUGGAAAAAGCCAGAAUGACAUGGACAUGGAUGAUAUCUUUACCGUACCAGAGGACUUUCGGUGUCCAAUAAGUUCUGCGGUAUUCGCAGAACCUGUGAGAACAACUGACGGUUUCGUCUAUGACCGAAAAGCCAUCGAAAGAUGGUUCACUAUCAGAGGCUCGGCACCUAUGACAGGGCUUCCUCUUGACGACCGGACCCUGACCCCCGAUGAAGAUCUGCAGAAGCAAAUCAGAGACUGGCUCAAGUCCGAAGAUAUCGGUCGAGGCCCUCAGAAUUCGCCAGAAAUUUCACAAAUCGACCCUUGCAACACAAAAAACAUUGUUGAUUUCAUUGGGCCAAAUGUUCAAUUCACGCGAGAGAUUCCUCACACAGCGCGCUUAUUGGACGUCUAUGAAUUUGCAUUCCGCGGUAUGAGAGCCGUCCAUUCUAACUUCUCCCUCUUCAUCAAUGGCACCUGUCUUCCAUGCAGCGAGGAAAACGCAAAGAGUUUCAUUUCUGGCCGACCAAUUGUCACAAUCGGACCUUGUCACGUCCCAGGAACAGCAGCUUUUCGUGACGACGGCGACGAGAUGUGUCUCAUAAAGCUGCACCAUGGGGAUAAUCCAACUCGCGAAGCAUUCAGUUACUGGACUCCUCUGCAUUCUCAACUCACUUUUGUAUCAGUGCUGUUCCGAGCCUGGCGUUACCAGGUGCAGUUCAAACAGCCUUUCAAACCAAACGUCGACCGAGCCGUUUGGACCGAGAUCCAAGACGUCGGCGAUGACUUCCUACAGGGCACUCGACACUCUUCCUGGGAGCCCUUGUCUCCGUUGUUGUUAAACCUCCCAGUGCCUCACAUUCAGACAGAUGAGGACUCCAACAACAACAACAAUGACGUUUCGACUGACGACCUGCCCCUUCCUGAAGGGUACAAGCCUGACCGUGUCAUCGGUCUCUACCUUUUCGACAACGACGACUCGCGAGCGCAAGAGCGGUCGUCCUCCUCGUCCUCUUCGUCAUCGUCUUCCCUCGCGCUGGCCAAACAGGUCUUCGGAUCUUUCGUCGACCGCCUGGUCGCAAACGAUUACCCGACGCACGUCGGGCUCGUCACGUUCGGCAGUAAUGCCAGAAUAGACGAGCGCCUUGGGGCGUUCGUUGACGAGUUCCGCGGCGCCGCGGACAACCUGGCGGCCCGUGGCGACACGGCGCUGUGGGACGCCCUCGCCCUCGCCGCCGACCACCUGGUCGAGGAAGGCCGCCGUUUCCAAGGCGGCAGCGGCGACCGCAUCAAGAUGAGGGUCGUCGUGUUGUCCGACGGCAGGGACACCAGUUCCCGCCUGCGCCUCGAGGACGUGGUCCUCAGACUAGGAAGGUUUGGGGUCGUUUUAGACUGUGUUUGCCUCGGCCCAGGGGCCAACAACCUGGAGCUGAGGGCCCUCUCGUACUUGACGGGGGGGCAGAAGUGCGUGCCUGCCUCGGCCGAAGAGGCCCUCGCUAUAUGCGAGGAGACAAGUUUGCUCUCUCUCAACGAGAGAGCACCCCUGGCAAGGCCGCCCGUCCUGGAUCCCAGGACGCCGAGCCUAAUGGCGACAAUGGCGGCCUUGGCCAGGGGUGAGUAA
Messenger RNA from Exophiala spinifera, 3879 nucleotides. RefSeq lists its product as uncharacterized. Gene Ontology annotation, biological process: protein ubiquitination. The record is from RefSeq and is a predicted model, not a curated record. NCBI's taxonomy places the organism in Eukaryota, Fungi, Ascomycota, Eurotiomycetes, Chaetothyriales, Herpotrichiellaceae. The transcript has a single exon. Gene Ontology annotation, molecular function: ubiquitin-protein transferase activity. Bases 1 to 3879 code for a protein of 1292 amino acids.